This is a messenger RNA of Parasteatoda tepidariorum (common house spider), 2503 nucleotides long. RefSeq names its product beta-alanine transporter-like. Gene Ontology annotation, cellular component: membrane. Lineage: Eukaryota; Metazoa; Arthropoda; Arachnida; Araneae; Theridiidae. The record is from RefSeq and is a predicted model, not a curated record. Gene Ontology annotation, molecular function: transmembrane transporter activity. Gene Ontology annotation, biological process: transmembrane transport.
AUUAAUCUUUUCUUCAUACAGAGCUUUGUUCAUGUAAAAGAGGGCGCUCCUUUACCUGUCACGCACCUAUCAAUCUGACGAAAACAUCGGCCACUACAUCCCUUCUCUCAUUUAUAACCGCUCGACUAACCCACCUAAGGUUCCGAUAAAAACAGGAGCGAAAUUUUUUUUGAAAGCGCCCUGUUUUGCAAACCUUUGAAUCUUUUGCUGAUGAAUCUUUUAUGCCCAGAAUGGGUAAACGAUGAAAAUAAAAAACUUUGACUUCCAAAUGAAUGCGCAAGUUUCUUCAUUUUUCUUAACAUGUUGAAAAUCGAUAGUGAACUAAAAAAAGUUGGCGAGCAAGGCCGGUAUCAACAUUUGCUGUUAUGGCUGGUGCUGUUACCGUCACAUUUACCGUUUGGGAUGCAACACUAUUCGCAACUGUUAAGUUUGUGGACACCUAAUCAUUGGUGCAAGUUAUCUAGAAUACAAAACCAAGAAAGUUUGGUGUACAGGACCAUCAGGACUUCUAUGGUGAGAGAAUACAGAAACACAGAAUAUUUCCAUGCUCAGUGUUUCAUAAAUAGAACUUUAGUGAAUCUAAUAAUCCAUGAGCACAGGAAAACAUUUAGUAAACGCUCUUUAUCUAGAGGCGUAAUUGAAGUUUGCAAUCAUGGAUGGUACUAUAAUAGAACUUGGUUAGGGGAUACGAAUACAGUUAUAACUGAGUGGGAUCUUGUGUGUGAUCGAAGCUUUUUACCAACGUUCGCUCUCAUCUUAUAUGGAAUAGGAGAGUUAUUGAGCUUGCCUUUGUAUUUUUAUGUCACCUAUAGGCAGGGUCGCCGCUUCAGUUUCUUCCUUUUUAUGUUCUGCGAGUGCCUUUUCGGGUGUAUGUCAUCGUUAGCACCCAAUUUCGGUUGUUUUGCUCUUCUUCGGUUCCUUCUUGGAAUUACAGUGCCUGCAUCGACAGCUACGCCAGCAGCAGUAGCUCAAGAGUUGAUGGGAUCGUCAUGGAAGGGGUAUGCUCUUCAGUUUACUUAUCUUUAUCGCAGCCUGGGAGGUGUACUCAUAACUGUGAUGGUAUAUUGGGUCAGGGAUUGGCAUAAUGUCGCCCUCGCUUCUUCUUUACCAUUCUUUGCCUUUUUCUUGUACUGGUGGGUACUUCCAGAGUCUCCACAAUGGCUGUUGGCAAGAGGCAGGUUUGAAGAAACGAUAAGGCUGAUAAGGACGAUAGCCCGCAUCAACAGGAAGAAUGUCACACCAGACUUCAUAGUAGCAACGAAGAGGAAGUUUGUUUUAGAAAAAAGUUUGCAAGAACACAAAAAUGAACCCAAGACUCAAGCGGAGGCGACGAAGGAUCUUUUUCGAGCACAAGGCUACCGUAAACGAAUAAUUGUCAUAAUGUUUAGCUGGUUGACGAGUACAGCAUCCUUUUUGGGACUGAAUUAUCUAUGUAUUGAGCUGCAGGGUGAUGUUCACUCUAAUCUUCUCACUUCUGCCCUAACCGAGAUAGCUGGUUGGUUCUGUGCCUCAAUCAUCUUAAAAUUUGUCAGUCGUAGGUGCUGCUAUUGCGUUUCAUGUGCCUUAGGAGGGGUACUUUGCAUCACUAUGGCAACAAGAAGACGAAGUAAGACUAAUUCUAUAUCGCUGUUCACGUGUACAAAGUUAAGUGUUUCAAUUUCAUAUUUUGUUCUGCCCCUCUGGACUGCCGAGCUUCUGCCGCAGGGUACAAGAGAGCCAGCAUUAGUCCUAGUAGAAAUCAUAAGUCUAGCCUGCCCAGUCUUCCUACCUCUGCUCAUAUAUCAGGGACGUACACUUCACAGCUUACCAAUGGCCUUAAUUGGAGUUUUUCAGAUACUUGGGGGACUGGUAGCUCUGACACUGCCAGAAACUCGUACCAAGAACUUCCUGAAUGAGCCAACGGUUCUGCCAAUAAUGCCUCCUUGCGCUGCUGAUCACUGGGCAGACGAACAUAAUUGCUCUUGCUGUAAAAAUCCCCACAAGAGCAAUCCAGGUAAUGGAAAAGUCAACCCAGCAUUUCCGGAAUCCCCUAUAUUUAGCCUUCUGCGAUGUCAAGAAAGCCAAAUGUCUUACUCAGGACGAGAAUCGGCAAUGUCAGACAUGAGCAAUCCUAAAAUGACUGAAAGACGGACAUCCUUGGAUGAACUUAAAGUAACAGUCCUUUGAUAGAUCCGCUGGAGAUACGCAUAGAAGGAGAAAAUAAAGUAUACGAGUUUCGUCAAAUGCCAAGUUAACCUGGAAUUUUUAUACAGCCUAAUCAUAGAUACAUUUAUUCUAAAUUCAUUUUUUUAUUUUGGACACUUCUAAAAAACGUAAGUUGUAAACACGUAAACCAGAAAUUCCAGCAAUUUUUUUUUAGUUUUAGGAAAUUUAAUUAGAAAUGCUGUAGAAUUGUGUUCAUAAAAAUUGUCAUCCAGCCUUAACUGAGAUUUACUGCAUGCAAAUACAGUAAGGGAAAAAUUUCGUAUAAAUUAAAACAGUAACUGAAAAUUUGCGAAAUGAG